AUGACAUCAGACCUGCUCAGUCUUGCCGCUAGCGCUCCUGGCUGUCCUGUACCAUUCCUGGUCAUGUUCACAGGACCACACGGUACCAGUGAGAUUGUUGACGAGUAUGAAACUGUGCUACUGGUUGCGAGUGGUUUCGGGAUCGCCGCAACAAUUCCGUAUCUGAUGAAGAUGAUACAUGGUUAUAAUACCUGUACACUUCAUGUCCGUCGGGUGCAUUUGGUAUGGCAGAUAGAAUCAAUUGAAAUGGUCAGCGCAGCCGAGGACCUGCUCAACCCCCUCCUGGAGGACGAUAUUAUAGAUAAAGGCUAUAUUCUCAGCAUUUCAAUCUACGUCGAAAGAGGGCUUGCUCAUGAUAAGACGCCAAUAGGAAAACAUGAAAGAGCCUGCUUUUACCAAGGUGUACCCGAUUAUGACAACAUAGUCUCGCUCGAGGCAUCGGGGGACCAAAUCGAGAGGCUACCGAACAUUCGCGAUGAGCAAGGCCGGACCUUGGUGAUGGUUUCAGCGGCAGGCAGGUAUAGAGACCAGAUCCGAAAAACCGUCAAGGGCUUUUUGCAUCAUGGUGUGAGGCUUUCGGAGCUGGAAUACCAGCCGGAGUAA
Penicillium manginii is the source of this 603-nucleotide messenger RNA. Its product is annotated as NADPH oxidase family protein. The transcript is spliced from 4 exons. Gene Ontology annotation, molecular function: ferric-chelate reductase activity. The coding region runs from base 1 to 603 and encodes 200 amino acids. Gene Ontology annotation, biological process: copper ion import; intracellular iron ion homeostasis; iron ion transport. The record is from RefSeq and is a predicted model, not a curated record. Gene Ontology annotation, cellular component: plasma membrane. Lineage: Eukaryota; Fungi; Ascomycota; Eurotiomycetes; Eurotiales; Aspergillaceae.